AUGAGUCCACAGAGUAAGAAGCAGUUCUGGAGCGCGUCGGCGUGGAAAGCUCGUCUGAAGCGUGGCAACAGUGCCCAGUCAACCACCAGCACCGUUGACGACUUUCUCUCCGCGCAAUCCUCCAUGGCCAGCAACCAGACUGGCCAGACUGACGUGGGGGAGGACCUGGUCGACGAGCAGACCGAAGUUCUCACUCGGUACUCGUCCUCGGUCUACUCAAAAGACGAGGACGGUUGCUCCAUGGUCCUCCCCCGAUCCGACGAUAAGAAGGAGGACGUGGAGGGACACCACCUCGUGAGUUUAGCUUAUCCACGUCUCUCACUUUUCUCUUAUUUGCCCAAUAGAAAUUUUCGAAAUGAUACGUCGGAGCUAACUGACGUGAAGCAGAUGUCGCCAAACCGACGACACUCUCGCCCGUACGCGGUGAGCAGUGGUGAGUGGGUGUUGGUGUCCACGUCCGACACUUCUCUGGGUUCAGUAGGAAGGGUCCUGUCCUUGGACGACCUGAAUGAGGUGCAGCUCGCCUACUCAUUUGAGGGAGUCCUCAAGGUCUUCAUCAAAGUCUAUGCGAUGGCCAAAGUUGUGCAGGUUAUCUUCCUGAACUUUGGUGCUGAGGUUAGUAGACCUUCCUCCCAUUAUUAUAAGGCAACAAAUAUGUGUAUGUGCCUGCAUCCGCUAACGUUUCAUAUCCUUGAUCAGCUUGACGACACUGAGACAGGCCUUUCCUAUUGGAUCAGUCGUGCGGAGAGAGAGGUCCGAUCUGGCGAGCUUGCCAUUUUGAUUGAGAUUGUGGAGAACCUCUUCUACGCGCUCUAUUCCCGCAUGAUCAUCGAAAUGGCCGGCAUCGAGCUCUGUGCUCUCUUCAAGAUUGAACUGCGGCCCCCGACUGGCUCUCGACAAUUCCGCCUUCCCGACCCAAACCACAUGUACCGCAUCUUCCUCGCCUGCAAGGACAACCUUGACAAUUACAAUGUCUGCGAGUUGCUUCAGGAAGGGAUCGUGCACAAGUGGCAGGAUGCUUUUGUUCGCCGCCUUGCGACAAAGGAGACCAAGAAAGGGUUCACCGCCGAUGAUAUGCUAGGGUAUCGUCGGUUCGCUCAGAACGUUGUCUCGGAUCACCGUUCUGCAUACCUGAGCAAAUGGCGCUCCCUGGUCCCAUUCUUCCCUUCCAUUCCGAAAGAGAUCCUCAUCGUCAUGUCCGAGAAAUGGUUCACCGUUAUGCCAAAGGCCACACCUCCUGACGACGUCCCCGCCUCCGAACUUCCUUUUAUCAACCUCAAACUUGUCAAUCCCUCGCAAUGGGAGAAAGAACUCAUCUUGGACCACCGGCUCGCAAGCAUGGGCAAGCUAGAAGGCAGGUCAAUUGGAGAUGAACGUCGCGACGACCCCAAGAUCCGACUCUUGUACUUGGCCAAGUGUCACAAGUGUAUCUGUACAUCGACCUGUCUGUGUUCCAAAGAGUGCACUCGUCACGUGGAAAGCGCCUGCCCAUGCUCUGAACGAUAUGUACGCCUGAUGACAGCUCGUCUUAGCAAAGAUCCGGGCCCGUUUGAUUUCUCUGCCCGUGCGAACACGGCUGCUCGCGCGUGUUGGGAGGGGCUCGCAAUGCUUCGACGGGACGUUUCAGACGAGGCCUUCCUCCUCGAAUGGAGCGAGGCUUUUGCAGUGUUUGAGUUGGAGAUUCAGAAGGAACGUUGGGGUAAGCAGGCUUGA
Messenger RNA from Penicillium cataractarum, 1713 nucleotides. RefSeq lists its product as uncharacterized. The coding region runs from base 1 to 1713 and encodes 570 amino acids. The record is from RefSeq and is a predicted model, not a curated record. The transcript has a single exon. NCBI's taxonomy places the organism in Eukaryota, Fungi, Ascomycota, Eurotiomycetes, Eurotiales, Aspergillaceae.